UUGUUAGCUAUUGAGAAUUGGUAAUAGUUGUGAAGUAGGAAACAUGGACUUCGAUGUUAAGGAAGCGAUUUCAAAUUUCUUAAAACAUACGUCUGAUGUGCAUUCGUUUGGGAAUUACGUGGAGAACGUGCCCAUUUAUCCGUUAUUCUUGGGUGUGCAUUGUGUCCUAGUCGCUGGUGCCUUGAGGACAAGAGAUGGAUCCAAAGAAUUCGCAAAACAUCAUCCCCUAACAAGCUGGUUUGUCAGUGUUGUCUCUUGCUAUGGUGGGACAAUCAUCCAAAAUUUCCUGCUUGCUCAGCCAAUUCUUGCUGCACUCAAGAAUGAACAAAUUUUAAUCUUAGGAACCAUAGCAUGGUACUUAGUCUUCUUCAGCCCUGGGGAUUUCUUCUGGGAAGCACUUCAGCUCAAGAUUUUCAAGGCCAUUCUUGUGAUGCUCAAAGAACUACACAGACUUCGGAUGAUAAUUAAUGGAAUAGCAGUUGGUACCUCACUGCACCCUUCAACACCUUUGAUCAUCAUUAUCAAUGGUGCAAUAAGAGGCAAUGGUGCAAAGUUUCUCAUGAAACCUCUUGAUCAUUUUGUGCGUGGAGGAAUGGUUUCAUCUUUUGAGCUUCUGGCUCCACAUUUUUCUACAAAGUCAUCAGUGGUUAUCAGUGCACUGUUGUGGAAUCACACUGUAAAAUUUGUUGACAUCCCAAUCUCAAGAGAAGCACUUCUGGUUUACAUUCUUUUAUUCAUGGUGUGCAUGCAGCUUUCCUUUGUUUUGUUCGAGGCUGGAGAUCCUUAUUUGUAUCUAGAAAGUGCUGCCUGUCAUCUUUUUCUAACACUGCCUUCAGAACUAUCUUUAAGAGUCAGAAAAUCAAAGAUGGAAUGAAGAAGUGGCUCACAGAGUGGAAAUUCAACCCAGAAACCAUAUUUUGCAUGUAGUUGUUUUUGCAUAGCAUUUAGAUAGUCAAAAACAUAUGUAAUAUGUUAUUAGCAUCUUGUUAUAAAGUCUAUGAUUUGUAUGUGGACAAUUGUAUGUGGACAUUUAUUUUAGGGUAACAAUUAGAAACUUAUUAUCAGUUUUUUAUCUGUUGUACCAACUAAAUUGUACCAACUUUUUAUCUGUUUCAAAAAAGAUUGUCUCCUGAUAUUCCUGGAUUUGCUUUAUGCUCUAACUGUCAGCAUAAAUUAUUAGUGAUAAAGGUUUUUAAUGUGCCAAAGUGACUUUUUAAAGAGUUGCUGACCCUGCACUGUAAAACACAUGACUAGUUUUGCUAUCUGCCAAACUAUUCAGCAAUGAAUUCAACAUGCUUGUUUUUUGCUUGCAUUUUACCUCCUGCAUCUAAUCUUUGUAAGAAAGUAAAAAGCCUCUUAUU
Messenger RNA from Rhopilema esculentum, 1361 nucleotides. Its product is annotated as trimeric intracellular cation channel type 1B.1. NCBI's taxonomy places the organism in Eukaryota, Metazoa, Cnidaria, Scyphozoa, Rhizostomeae, Rhizostomatidae. Gene Ontology annotation, biological process: potassium ion transmembrane transport. The record is from RefSeq and is a predicted model, not a curated record. Gene Ontology annotation, cellular component: membrane. Gene Ontology annotation, molecular function: potassium channel activity; identical protein binding.